AUGUUAGGAAAUGGACUGGUUGCGGCCUUCAACACCGAGUUAAAAUCAUUAACAGAUUCACAGCUGCCGGUUUCUAGAGCCAAAAUGGCUUCGAUAACAAGGGCCGCUAUAAAGGCUUUAAAAUAUUAUAAACAUGUGGUACAGAUUGUUGAGAAGUUUAUAGCGAAAUGUUCACCGGAAUAUAAAGUCCCUGGAUUGUAUGUAAUCGAUGCCAUUGUUAGACAAUCUCAGUACUUUUAUCGCGAGAAGGAUGUUUAUGGACCCAGAUUCCUUCGUAACCUAGUGCCUGUAUUUAUUUCCCUUAUGAAUUGCAAUGAGAAAGAUAAGCCAAUGCUAAUGCGCAUGUUGUAUUUGUGGCAAAAAAGUUCUGUCUUUCCAGAUGAAGUUAUAAAGGCACUGUGCAGUGUUAUAUCGGAUCCCAAAAAUCCACAGGUUGUUGGAAAAGCCACAGAAAUACCCCCAACUGUAGACAACUGUGUAUCUAGAGACGAUAAUGCAGUAUCUGCUUCUGAGAUCGCUAGUGAUUGCGCCCAAAGGAACACAAGCGCUAAGGUUCAACUACUUCAACUACAAGCUUUACAAAAAAAGAUUGCUGAACAAUCAGCAUUACUUAAUCAAGAACAAACAAUUGAUCCGGAGGUGCUGACACAAAUUCAUAUUCUUAUGUCAGAACUAACUAGACGAGCAGAAGCAGCAACAGUUCAACUUGCUAAUGAACAAGCCAAUGAAGAUUUAAAUGUGAUUGAUCCAAAUUUGUUGGCACGAAUACAAUCAAUGGUUGAUACAUUGGCGCAUACUCGUGUAUUACAAAAACAACUAAAUCAAGCACGAGCUGAACGUCAUCACCAUCAACAACACUCAAGAUAUCAGCAACAACAAUCAAAUACUAUUAUUCGAUCUAUCAAUGGUGUAACAGCUGGUCAAUUGGAAGAUGAUACAAAACUAAUUCGGCCUACAGAUAACCGUGGUGGUUUAGUUAGUUCAGUUAAGCUAAAAACAGACACAUGUAUUCGAAAUGAUUCAAACAGAUUAAUACGACCUACAACACCUCCAUGUUUAUCAGAUGCUGAAGACGAUCCUGGAAUUCUACCACAGUCAUGUGAUAGAAAACUUCACUUAACAAAAAAGAAUAAAAUUGCAAAUAGAGCUAGUGCAAAACAUUUAGACUCCAAAUCCUUAGAUGUUACUUUUCAUGAUUCCAAUGUCUGUCAUGGUUCACGUAAACAUCAUAUUUAUGAUUCACAUCCAAUGCAUAAUUUCGAUAGAGAAACUAGUCAUGUAGAUGGAUUUUUACCAUCAGAUAACUCUUCAUUUUCCGAUCGAAAUAAUAGUAAUAUUAAUCAUAAUAAUGAUCAAGUUCAUCCAUUUCGAGAACAUACAAAUCGACUUGUUUCAGAAUAUGAAAAUUGUGAUGAUUGGAAUAUUUCAUCAAGUCAAAGAGUUCGUAAUAAAUAUAGUCGUCUCGAUUCGUACGAUGAUCGUGUUGAUCCCCCUCAUUCUCAUCAUCAUCGACAUGUUUUUCUUGAAUCACAUAAACUUGAUGUAUCCGACAAUGAACCUGAACACUCAGAUCAAUUCGUUGAUGAUUAUGCUUCAGACUCACCUAUUCUGAGUCCUGUUCGUCGACGUUUUGACGAUAGUCUGUUUCAAAAUGAAUCAAAAACAUCUUGGCUUGCCUACAUUGAAACCAGAUCAUGUUGGAUUUUAUCGCAUACAGUGUUUAUUGGUCAUUUACAUAAACAAUUAGCUGAAAGCAAGCUAACAGCACUUUGUUCAGAAGUAACUGAAGGUCAAGUAAUUGAAUGUAAUUUUAUUCCACCACGUGGGUGUGCAUUUGUUACAUUUGCUACUCGAAGAGCUGCACAUCGUGCAGUGACUCACAUGGAUCAAUCUACAUUGAGUGGUCGAGAAAUUAAAGUAGCCUGGGCUCCAAAUCUCGGUAUUAAAUCAAGAGAAGAUUACGUCACCAAUUAUUGGGAUACUGAUGAAGGUUGUACUUAUUUACCGAUAGAAGAAGUUGUAAAAUUAACACGUCCCCAAUUCGAUGAUCUUUUAGCUGGUUGUGGUGAAGUUGAUGAAGAAUCUCUCACUGAUCCUCGACUUAGAGGUUUGAUCAUGAUGAACAGUAAUAAUAAUAAUGAUAGUAAAACACAAUCGAUUAGUAGUCCUAAUGUAAAGUCUGUUAAGAGGAUACAAACAACACCAACCACUCAAAAAUCUACAACAAACACCUCGACAAAUUUAUCAGUAUCAGUUUAUUCUCCUGUUGUUGUACCACCGUCUGUCCCAAUGAUAUUAACUCGCCCUAUACCGCCAAUGCAGCCGAUGGUUCCUCGAUCAGUCCCAUUAAUCCUACCUUUAGUAGCGGCAUCAGUUCCACGUAUGUCAGUCCCAACACAACCAUUAUAUUUUCAGCAGAACAAUACAACAGCUACUUCUAGAGCACCUCCCCCACCACCUCCACCUCCUCCCCCCCCUCCUCCACCGCCACCGCCUCCACCCCCUCCUCCUCCACCACCACCACCUACACAACCGUCAACCACCCCUCCCCCUCCCUCUGCCACUAUAUCAUCCCAACCUCAUUCAACAACCACUUCAUCCGAAUGUCAGUGGAAUCCUGGAAUUAAUGCGAAUCAUCAACGUGUUGUAAAUCAGCAAUUAUUACAACAAAAUCCGAAGCCAGAAUUGUCAACUUCAAGUUUUGCCGGGCUUAGACCAUACAACAGACCACCAUUAUUGCCACAUACUUUUCUUCCACCUGAUCAAACUAGACCUCAACAACAACAACAACAACCUUAUAUGAAUGCAGUAAAUCAACAAAAUCGAUUUCCCAGCAACAUGUCAUUUCCACCAGGUCUUAACAACAAUAAUCAGUCGACGUUACCUCGUCCCAAUACAAUGCUCCCACCUCAUUCAUCUUCUUGGUCAGAUGUACGUUUUUCCGAACCAUCAAGUUCAAAUAUUCCUGCUGGUCAUUUUGUUCAAUCCAAUCAAAUUCCUCAUAUUCCAUCCAAUUCAAAUAAUAAUAACAAUACGUCUUCAUUGAAUUCUUAUGAAAUGCAAUUAACUCAAAAAACAUUUAUAUCUCCUCGUCCACCUGGUCCAUUGUUCACAUGUCAACAAUCUGGACUACGUCAACAAAUACAACAACGUUUACCAUUACCACAACAACAACAACAACAACGACAUCCUCAUCAUCAAGUACAAUUGGAAUCGUCUGGAUUUCGUCCAAUGGGGUCUGGAUUACCAUUGAAUAAUUGUAGAAUACCAAUGAAUAAUGAUGGUAUUCUCGGUAGUGCUAAUCCUUCUACUGGUGUCAUCAGUGGUGGUGGUGGUCGUGGUGUUAUGCAUAUGCAAUGGUCUAAUAACAACAGUAAUCAAACAACUAUGCCACCGAUAUCUUGUAAUCCUAAUGCUUUUAUGCUUAAUUCAGGACAAAUGAAAACAUUUAAUCGACCAAUAUUUCCACCUCGUGUUGUUGGCGGUGCUAUUGUCGCUCCUCCCGCUCCACCACCUCUCGGCGGUGGUAGUGGUGGCGGUGUUAUUGGCUUACCCUUUCGAUAUCGGAAUUUUUCUAGAGGUGGUUUUCCUGGACGAUGA
This is a messenger RNA of Schistosoma mattheei, 3600 nucleotides long. NCBI's taxonomy places the organism in Eukaryota, Metazoa, Platyhelminthes, Trematoda, Strigeidida, Schistosomatidae. The record is from the annotation of a GenBank genome assembly.